AUGGCACCAAAACUGCUUGCUUUCUUCCAAAGGUGGUGGGCAGAGAAAAUCCCAAACAUUCAGGCAAUAGUCCGCAAGCUGGUUGAUUUGGGUCAGCUAGAGUUCAUAAAUGGUGGAUGGUGCAUGCAUGAUGAAGCUGCUGUCCAUUACAUUGACAUGAUUGAUCAGACCACGCUUGGUCACUGGAUGAUCAAGAAACAAUUCAACAAUUCUCCGAGAGCUGGCUGGCAAAUUGAUCCUUUUGGACAUUCUGCAGUUCAAGCUUAUUUGCUUGGAGUAGAGCUUGGCUUCGACUCUUUGCAUUUUGCAAGAAUCGAUUACCAAGAAAAGGAAAAGCGUAAAGCUGAUAAAGGCUUAGAGGUUAUAUGGCGCGGCUCAAGAACUUUUGGUUCAUCCUCACAGAUAUUUACAAAUGUAUUUCCUGUCAAUUAUAGCCCUCCAGAUGGCUUUGGCUUCGAAGUUUUGGAUGAAAAUAUCUUGCCUGUCCAGGAUGACAUGCUGAUGUUUGACUAUAAUGUGGAAGAACGAGUUAAUGAUUUUGUUGCUGCAGCCAUAGCACAGUUCUCAGUAUGCAGAAUCUUGGUUCCGGAAUAUGGACAAAGUUAUCUAUCACGUGAACAAGGUAUUGCUGAUUUUAAACUGAAGCUGGCAAGCAUGACUUGA
Molecule: messenger RNA, 663 nt
Organism: Miscanthus lutarioriparius
Lineage: Eukaryota; Viridiplantae; Streptophyta; Magnoliopsida; Poales; Poaceae
Source: the annotation of a GenBank genome assembly